GCGGGGCUCGGGGCUCAGCCGGUGCUGCCGUGGCUCACAACAGGUCCAAACGUGACACGACGCGUCAGCAUCACACCGGCACCGCAGGCUGUCCCGGUCAGCAGCCGUGGUGGGUAUCUAUCUUGCCGCUGGUCCGAGCAGCCACGCCGUGGGAAGAGCCCUCUGGCCCUGCCAGCUGCCUGCCGGUGGCCCUGGAGUGCUGUGCCUGCUCCCAGCAUCCUCCCAGAGCAGCAGACCCUGCUCGAGUGACAGCGCUGGGCAUGCACGGCAGCACCCUGGGCAUGCCGCCGUGCUCUUUGCUCAUGGUGUUUGGUGCUGGCUGAUGGCUCUGGAUGGUUUUUAUCAGUGAAAAUACCCAUUUUACUGUUUAAUUCCUCUACUGAGCUACCAUUAGGGAGGUUGCAACUAACUGUUGUUUGGGAGUUGUGCGCGUGCAAGGAAGGAGGCUGUUGAGAAGUGUGCCUCAUAGUCUGCUAACCAAGAACUUGUGAGUCGGGGCUGAUUUGGGGAGUGUGUUUCAGGAGUACCUGCUUGUCCUCUCUUGCUCGGACUCGCUGGUGUUUGGCCCUGCGGUGUUGGUUCAGUCCAACAGCCCCUGCCUGGGCCUCGCACCUGCCCUAGGAGCUGUUGGAGCACAGGGCUUGGUCCUUGCGCUGUGGCGUAAAAACACCCUGCCGUGGCUUUGGAUGAAAUCAGGCACAACUGUUUUAAAAGUGCCCUAGGCCUGCUUUGCCUCCUGGAACAGGGAGAGGUAUUAUUCCUGGCACAGAAGAGUCUCUGGCUGUGUGAGAGAAUCAGAGCGUGGGUGGUAGCCUCCACACGGUCAACUUAGAGACACUUAGGGGAGUGUCUCUACCACUUUUAGGGGUAUUUUUCUUGCAGAGUGACUUGCAGAGGAGAUGCUCAAAUGCAUGAAAAAAGUAGAACAUUGACACAGUCUUGAGUCCUCUGUGUGCAGUUCCGUUGGGGUGCAGAGCAGGUGGAGACUGGUUCCCAAAGUCAGCUCUCCCUUGGUGCCUGCUGGAUGGUGGGGUGUCCUAGAGGGUUCUCUGAGGCGGCAGUGGCCUUUGGCACCCUCAGUCAUUUGGAUGGCCAGCACUCUUCCCUCUCUUCUCUUUGCUUCUCCUGUUCCUUUUGAGGCAGCUGCACCCACCUGUCCUGCAGGGGGUAUUCCCUGGAGCCCCUGGCUGUUUGCCUUCUCUCAGGACGCCUGCCACAAGGACCGUGUGUGGCUCUGGUCUUUUCAGAGGUUUUUAUGGGGCAGCGCUUGGAAAGCCGAUCACUCUCUGAGUCCAGUCUUGACAGCACCACAGGCCACUCACCUUGACCUGUCACUGCUCCUGAGGUGGUGUGGCAGGAGAAGAAAUUGUGGAUUUCUCCUGAGUAAUAGCGGGAAAAACGGUUGUGGAAGCAGGAGUGUCUUCAGCAGUGGAGCUGAUAGAAGGGGAGCAGCUCUCUUUCUAGGCCAGGCUCUGCUGUUCAGGCAGGCUGGGAGCAGGGCUGGGAUACGAGUGACAGCAGGAGGAAGAGCAUCAGGGCCAGGGAUUGAAUUAAGGCCGUGUUCCGCGGGUGUUGAGAGCAGAGCUUUGCUGUUUGCAGGCACUGCUGACGGUAAGCCAGCGCUGUUCUGUUUGUGGAUGGAGCUGGAGCCUAUCCAUCUCCUACCUGCCAGGUCCCUGGAGGUUUUGAAAAGCCUCUUGCUGGAGGGAAUCUGGUCCCAGUUGAUCCAGUUCAGCACUGCACGGUGCCAGCAGCAUGGGUCCUGCUGCAGGACUGUGUCAUUGUGUCAAGUGCUGUUCCCUUAUAGAGGUCAAUUACUUCUAAUAUGAAAUUAAUGUUUCUAAAUACUGUUAAGUUGCCUGAAACUGCUAUUAAAUUCAGUUUUUAAUUAAACUUUUUCUCAGCAGCAGAUUUGUGCACAUAAUUUACAAAUGUAAACAGUGGGCUUAGAUUGGAGAAAGGCAAAGAUCAGUAUUUUCAUUCUGGAAACUACUGCUUCUCCCCAAAACAAGGAAAGCAUCCCCCCAGCUUGUUCUGCUUAGAGGGUGGAACAUUCCUGAUCUCCCUUGAUGUAAUUGUAUUUAAGGGUGUAAAGUGUUUUCACAGGAUAAUUUUGGGCUUUCCCUCCAACAGUAAUAGCCACUGAGAGUAAUAUUUGUUUGAUAGGCAAAAGACUCUUUAUUCAGCAUGCUUUCAGAUCCAUGUGUUGUUUUGUUUGCUAUUUUUCCUCUUUUGGCAGCAAAUGUAACGGAGCAAAGGCACUUGCUGAUUCCUAAAUACUUCUCUGCAGGUACUAAAUGUAUUUUAGGACAAAGGAUGAUUCUUAUUUUUUUUGCUCAUUUUUACAUCUAUAGGUUUCUGUCUUGGAAGAGAGGAAAUUAUUUUCAAGGAAGCAUGUCUUAGAGUCCUUGUGGACAGGGGCCUUUGAAGGGAUGAUUUUUGGCAUGCUUUUUACCCUCAGCUGGUUUUCCUUGGUAGUGUUUUCUCUCUUUUUAAGUUGGUCUUCAGGAAAUGACCCAUAUCAUGGGACUCUGAAUGAUGCAGCUGCUGAAACUAAGGAAAAUGCUGUUCAAACAACUGGUUUGUGAUAAAUGGUUCAUCUUGUAGUUGCAGGUUGAGGAGAGAGCCUGGUAGAGAGCUUGUGCACAGAGAGGGGAGGUCAGGGGUGCUGACAGAGCAGGGCAAAGUUGUAGAAGGCUGAAGGGGUAGGAAGAGGUCUCUUAGGACUGGACUGAGUGGUGGAAGCAGAAGGGUUUGGUUCCUGGCUUGGGAACAGAACGGGAGCACCGUGGCAGAGCUGGUAGUUCUGGGUGUCUCUGCUGAGGAUGACUCUCCCGCUGGUCCUGUGCUCCUUUGCUGUUUGCUUUAACAAGCCUUCUCUUCCGAUUGCUCAGUGGGUUUUGUUCUCCUGCCCAAACAAAGCUGCUGCUUUCAUAACAGGGGCCGAUAUUGCAGCUUGUGCUUCCUCUUUCCCCUUUGUGAUGGGGUGACAAUGGUGACAAACAUCUAUUGUAUAAGCAGGGUUUCGGGCUUGUUUUUUUGCAGGGAGCUGUCCCGUCCUGCCUGCAAAGUUCCUGGGAGUGUCAGACAGGGAGGACAAGAGUGCCCUUUGUAUUGCAGCACUCGGAGGUGGUGGGGGUCGUCAGUGGGAAGGAUUUUGAUUUAAACUAAUUGGGCUUGAAAAAUUAUGUUCUUCUGCAAAUCCUCUGCCUUGUGUGGAGUGUGGGUCUUCUGUGGAUGAUGAGGCUCUUACUGUUUUGAGGCUUUCUCUGAGGCUCUUCAGUUGACCACCGAAGCAUGCCAAUGUUUUACAAGACCCUUUGCACACCAGAGCUGGGAUUGCAUUCUCGUCCUACAAGAAGGUGGCCUUGGCUGUGACCUGCAGCCUGUUCAGCAAAUACAGCCCAGUCACCAUAACUCAGUUGGGUUGGAUUGUCAGAAUUGGAUCUGAACCUGUUGGUAGAGCAGGGAUUACUGUGCCAGGUUAAAAGUGCUGCUUCCUUUUUGAUUUUUUUAUUUUUAAACUUCUGUUUGGUGUGAGAUUUCCAGGUAGCUGUUUGAAACUCAUUUCAAGGUGUUUUGGGAAUGCAUUUGGUGCAAAUUUCUCACUUUGGGACAAGCAAUGUGCCGGCUGUGUUGGGCACUCGUUUGGGAGUUAAUCACUAACUCACUCCUGAAUUCUGAAGGAGCUCCUGGAAGUGUUGACAUGGUCAGAUCUUUGCCUCCUGUUGAAGGUGCAGUGAGAGCAGCUCUCACUGGGGGCUGCUGGGGCAGUGUGGCUGUCGGGAGCCUUUGGUCCUGCUCACCGAGCUGUCAGCCCCAGGCCCUUCUGCUCACCAGAGCCCUUGUGCCUUGCUCAUGGGCCAGUGAUGUGUCAGAUGUGAUCUCCUGCAUUGGAUUUAAUUGUCUUGCUCUCUGCCUAGCACAGGAUCAGUUAUUUUAUUCUGGAUAGGGUCAAUUGCUUAUUCCUAAGAUAUUUCUGCAGAAACUGUCCUCCCUCUGCACACAGGGAUGGAAGAAAGGGACAUGAAAGAAUAAAAGUGAGACCCUUCACCCUUCCCUUCUGGUAGCUUGGCUCUUGGUUCCUGGUGCUUCAGUUUCUGUGUUGCUCUGAAGAGGCUUUGAGUGGGUUAGGUAAUAUGGGGUGUUGAAGUGCUUGUUGCAGUUCAGUCCAGGUGCUUCCAGUGGUGAGCACCUGGACUGAACUGAGGAGAUUUGUCCCAGGGCUGCUCUGGGAGUUGGCAUUGAAACGCUCCUUGAAACAAAAAGCAAGUUACAAAUUUUCUACAUCAUUUUUCUGAUGGCUCUUGAUGUCACAGAAAUGUGGUUCACUGGGAUCACAAAGGUCUGGCAGUCCUGCCACAUUACACCUUUUUUUAUUUUUAAAUGUUCAUUAUCAAUAAGAUGUAAGUCUGUUAUUGCAUGUGUGAUUUGUUUUGUUUUGCUUAUUUUCUUGCCUAUUUUUCCUUACAAUUGCUUUAGUCUCUUUCUACACACAUACUCCUAAACCCCUUGGGAAGGGUUUCCUGCAGCAGAUCUGCUUGCCUUAAGGCAGCUGUCUGACUUACCUGUGAAAUCCAAAUGCUUUCUGGGAAUUUCUGUGUAAUGCUUCAAACUUUGAUCCGAGUGAGUGCAGCACGAGGCUGGGGAGGCGAGGCUGAGCAGCAGAGUCCAGAGGUCGGAUGUGCUUUGCCGAGGGGGUUCUGCUAGAGGGGGCAGCAGAAAUGUGCUGUGGGUGCUCCUUUCCAGAGCAGAGGGUUGGCUGAGGCAGGAGAAGAGACCCCAGCGUGGAACAGCUCUGCUGCUCCACUGGCGGGUGGCCAUGGGGGUUGGCAGGACCCUCUGUGAGGCUGGAGGGCAAAUGUACAUCAUUGCCAAAAUGUGUUCUCUGUCUUCUGAGCUUCCAGGUUUUUAUUUCCAUGCUGCUUGUGCAAAGUGACGCACGGUGAAAGUGUGAGAACUGUGUGGUGCCUGGCAGCCCGUGGAAGCUGUGAGGGGGAUGCAUGUUCCCAGGCAGCUUAAUUGGAUCUGUGCUGCCCUGUGCUUUGUACAUGGCCACACUUCAGUGGAGUGAACUCAUUCUCCCUGCCGUUUGAGCAAAGCACUGCUAAUGAACUUGUUUGCAUACGGCUGUGUCACUGAAGUGAAUGUUUGUCAUGAUGUGCAAGGGGAGGCUUCUCAGAGUGGUAAUGAUGGGAUCCCCCCAUCCCAGUUUCUGUGUCCAACUUGGGACCUGAAGCAGAGCCUGGAGAGAGCAGGAGAGGUGCAGGUGUGCAGCUGGAGGACGAGCUCCUUGGGCUGCUGAGCCCAGCCUUCCUGUCUGCCCUCGGUGCCAGCAUAUACUGAUAGUCCUUCACUGGGCUGCUUCACAUUUGUGGCAUUCUCCUGCUCCUCAGUCUGUUUUUCUUUUCAAUCCCACCAGUUGCUCUACUAGUGUAGCAGGAAAACAAGUUCUUGCUGAACAAUUUGGGAUUUCUGCUCUUUGUAAGGGUGAAGUCCCCUGGCAGCCAGCACUGGCUCCUGGCAGUGCCUCCUGGCAGCAAGAGCUGCCCUCCUGGGAAGGGCCUGGAGAGCAGUGUGCCAGCUGGGGAAUGCAGCACCCACAUCCUGCCUCUGUGGCCGUGCACCCUCGGCAGCCCUGGACAGCAUCAUCUGGGCAAACUUCCCUCUCUCCUUAUGCACUGAAGGAAGGUGCUUAAUGAGGAUCAACAGGCUCAGCACGGAAGGGUGAGAGCAGCUGCUGGCAUGAGAGGAGUUAGGCAGGGGCUGGUGCGGUGAUGCUUCUUGUCUGGGCUUGUUAAACGUGGUGGAGAGUCCCUCUGGUGCUGCUGUGCUGCUCCUGUAGUGCUCCUCGUGGCUUUGCUUCCUGAAGUAUUCUCAUAAGGGCUGUGCUUGUUCCCCUCUGCAUUGCGCAGGGCAGGACUGUGACAUGGAGCUGCCACGUCCCCUGGGGCUCUGCCUCCAGAGCCCUGGUGCCUCUGGCUGCCCAGAGGACAAGGGUGGAGUGUUUUAUUCUGCCCUGGCCGCUGUGACAGACCUCCUGUCAUCAAAGCUCCCUUUUCCCUGUUUGAUGCCUGUGCUAAGACCAAGUCCACAGUGAUCUCUUCUGCCCCAGAAUGGAGGAGCUCCCUUCCUGAGCCCUGGGGCCUGAACCAUGCUGCUGGUUGGGUACUGGUCUCCCCAGAAAAGAACAUCUCCAGAGAGGGGAAAGAGCUGUCUGUGUGUGAGCAGAGCAAUUCAGAACAUCGUGUCCAAGAACGCGAUGCAGUACCGCGGCAACGCCCAGCACGAUGCCCAGGAGUUCCUGCUUUGGCUGCUCGACAGAGUCCACGAGGAUUUGAACAACGUGGUGAAUUCCACUGGCAUGCCUCCCCUCAAGCCACCACUGGAGGAUGAUGUGCUGCUUGAGGGCCCAGCCUUUCCCAUCAGUAGCACUUUUGUGCAGGAACUCUUUCAAGCCCAGUACAGGUCCUCCCUGACGUGCCCUCAUUGCCAGAAGCAGAGCAACACCUUUGACCCCUUCCUGUGCAUCUCGCUGCCGAUCCCCCUGCCGCACACUCGGCCCCUCUAUGUCACCGUGGUGUACCAGGGCAAGUGCUCGCACUGCAUGCGCAUCGGGGUGGCCGUGCCCAUCUCCGGAACCGUGGCCAGGCUGCGGGAGGCUGUCUCCUCGGAAACCAAGAUACCCACGGAGCAGAUCGUGCUGACAGAGAUGUACUACGACGGGUUCCAUCGCUCCUUCUGCGACACCGACGACUUGGACGCCAUCCACGAGAGCGACUGCAUUUUUGCCUUUGAGACCCCAGAGAUCUUCAGGCCUGAGGGCAUCCUCAGUCAGAGAGGAAUACAUGUGAACAAUAACCUGAAUAACUUGAAAUGUGGCACUGAGCACUCCCGAACAAUAGCUUACUCUCAAGGAAUGGUGAAGUCUGGAAAACUGGAACAGUCCUGUCCCAAACUAGCAGCAAAUGACAAGAUUGUCUUGCUGGUGUGUAACAGAGCGUGCACUGGACAGCAGAGCAAAAGGUUUGGUUUGCCCUUUGUGUUGCACUUGGAAAAAACAAUUGCUUGGGAUAUUCUGCAGAAGGAAAUACUGGAGAAGAUGCAGUAUUUCCUGCGGCCUGCAGCCUGCUUGCAGGUUUGCCCGUUCAGCUUGCGAGUGGUCAGCGUUGUGGGCAUAACAUACUUGCUACCUCAGGAGGAGCGACCCCUCUGCCACCCAACAGUGGAAAGGGCAUUGAAGUCAUGCGGACAGGGGGGAACUGCUCAUGUGAAAUUAGUGGUAGAAUGGGACAAAGAAACUAAAGAUUACUUGUUUGUGAAUACAGAAGAGGAAUAUAUUCCAGACUCUGAAAGCGUCCGCCAGCAGAGAGAGCUUCAUCACCAACCUCAGAUCUGCACUUUAUCUCAGUGUUUCCAACUGUACACCAAAGAGGAACAGCUUGCCCCAGACGAUGCAUGGCGAUGCCCACACUGUAAGCAGCUGCAGCAGGGAAGCAUCACACUGAGCCUCUGGACCUUACCUGAUGUUCUCAUCAUACAUCUCAAAAGGUUUAGGCAGGAGGGAGACCGGAGGAUGAAACUUCAGAACAUGGUUAAAUUUCCCUUGAGUGGCUUGGACAUGACUCCUCACGUUGUGAAACGCAGCCAGAGCAGCUGGAGCUUGCCAUCACACUGGUCACCUUGGAGGAAACCUUAUGGCCUGGGCAGAGAUCCUGAGGACUACAUCUAUGACCUGUAUGCUGUCUGCAACCACCAUGGCACCAUGCAAGGGGGACAUUAUACAGCAUAUUGCAAGAAUUCUGUUGAUGGCCAGUGGUACUGCUUCGAUGACAGUGAAGUUCAGCAGCUUUCUGAAAGUGAAGUCUGCAAGCAGACCGCUUAUAUCUUGUUCUACCAGCGCCGCACAGCCAUCCCCUCGUGGUCUGCCAACAGCUCAGUGGCAGGCUCCACCAGCUCGUCGCUGUGCGAGCACUGGGUCAGCCGGCUCCCGGGCAGCAAGCAGCCCAGCAUCGCCUCGGCCGCCUCCUCGCGCCGCACCUCGCUCGCCUCGCUCUCCGAGUCCGUGGAGCUCACCGGGGAACGCAGCGAAGAUGAUGGAGGAUUUUCAACUCGACCAUUUGUAAGGAGUGUCCAACGUCAGAGCUUGUCAUCCAGAUCCUCUGUCACCAGCCCACUGGCAGUGAGUGAAAAUGGUGUCAGGCCCUCGUGGUCACUCUCUGCAAAACUGCAGUUCCGCUCCAACUCCCCAUCACGCUUCUCUGGAGAUUCCCCAGUACAUACCUCUGCUUCCACUCUGGAGAAGAUUGGGGAAGCUGCUGACGAUAAAGUUUCCACCUCGUGCUUUGGCAGCCUGAGGAAUCUCUCUAGCAGCUACUUGGAGCCCUGUGACAGCAGUCGGCGAGAGCACAGGACAGCUCGCAGAGCCCCUCUGGCUGUCAUGGAAGGGGCGUUCAGGGAAGAGUCUGUUGUAAGGACAUCGAGCUCAGACCUUUCAGAUGGGUAUGGUAAAAGCUCUGUGCAGCCAGACAGGAAUCACCCUGCUCUGGACCCUUUUGAUAACAACAAUCAAAUCGCCUUUGUUGACCAGAGCGAUUCUGUGGACAGCUCCCCAGUGAAGGAGGUGAAAGCCCCAGCUGGGACGGGGCUGGCUGCAGAGAAGGCACGUGACACCCCUAAGAAGGGUCACGGCUCCAAAGGAGCUUCUGAGCCAGACAAAAGUUUGAGGAAGGGAAGGACAGUCUUAGCUACCCAAGAGACCAAAGUCUCUCACUCUUCUCCUCCACUGAAGAGUUCUCAGAAAGCUUCCCGGUCUAGAAGUAAGGCAGACUCCUCGAGGGGCAGCGGGCGACACGGGUCUCCUGCUCCCACGCAGGCCAGGAAGGAGCACAGCACAAAGCCCCUGGAGGCAUCUGUCCCUUCAGCUCCACAGAAGCAGAAGUCAGGUUCUUCUCCCUCCUCCACGGCUGCCAAGAAAACCCCAUCAGGCUCAUUGACUAAGGGCUCUUCCUCUGGGAAGAGCCGGACUUCGGACCGCAGCCUCAGCAGGGAGGGCUCCAAGGUCAGCCUGGGCUCGGAUAAAACGAGUGUUACCAGCGGCUCCAGGACGAGCUCCCCACGCAUCAGCCACUCCAGGAGUGACAGCAGGGCAGUGGACAGCAGGCACGUGCGCAGCUCCUCCAUGGCCAACCUGCGCUCCCCGAGCGCUGCCCCGCGAUCGGGGCUGAAGAGGGACAGCAAGUCAGAAGAGAAGGGUUUGUCUUUCUUUAAAUCAGCCUUAAGGCAGAAGGAGACACGGAGGUCGGCAGACCUGGGGAAGACAACGAUGCUUUCAAAAAAGACAGGGAGUGUCAGUUCCAAGUCAGGCAGUAAAAAUGUGCUGGAGGACAAACCGGAGAAAGGUGGUGUCCCACCAGCCUCUCAAACCAAUGCCAACAUUGCUACAAAAGAAAAACUUGUCUCUAAAGAGGCCACAUCUAACAAACAUUCUCUGCUAUCCAGUCGCAAGUCCAAGUCUUCCCAGCUAGAUCCCGGAGUCCAGUCUCCUCCUUCCAGUGGCAAGCAGUCUGCUGACAAGCCGCUGAAAAAAUUACCUUCCAGCAUGCAGGUGUCUGUACGGCCUUCUCUGGAACCUCAGUGAAAUGCUGCAAUCCAGGUGUCUUUUCUUCUGCUGAGAAGCUAAUUUAUUCUGAGCUCUUGUUUUUUGUUCAUGUGCCUAAUGUAUGUUUUGAGGAGAAGUUAACUGCAAGUUGUUAAAGCGCCUUUGAUUCUGCCAUCAAACCAAAUAGCCACAGGCAGCCAGCACUGGUGCAAGUAGCCUAGCUGGAGUCAUUGUUGAACAUGAAUGCAGCUGUCCCAUAGCACUUGUACAGGAGUCUCUGUCGAAAGUGCAACAACUUUCUUCAGAUUUGAGGGUUGGGACCUGGCCCCCAGUUGUACUGACGCCGGUGUGCUUUGUAGAGCUGUGAACUGAUAUUCCUUUGGUCUUGUUCUGAGUGGGCUGUGUCCACACUGGUGUAUGGCCUUGUUCUGAGCUGUGGAGGAUGCGAAGGAAACUGGAGAGACUGUUGCUUCUUUCUGCUCUCAACUCUCUGUCCCUGCUCCCCUCCAUUUCCAAGCUUUCUAAAGGGCAAUAUUUCAACACUAAUGUUGUUUCUCAGGUAUAUACUCAGCCAGUAUAGGAGGGACUAGCAUUAGUGACGGACAGAAAGGUACCUGUGUGUCUCUGUGCACGUCUGUGUGAUAGAUUUCCUUUUUGCAUUCCAACAGCAGGAAGUUUGAAAUGUAACCUGCAGUUUUUGUUGCUGUGUCUGUGAAGAGUUUUGCUUUGUCCAUACCUAAGGCAACCUCUAGCCUGUCCUGUUUCACUACUUUCUUCUGAAAUGCUCUACUAAACAAUAGAAGAAAUCCCUGGGCAGCAGCUGCUGGCCAGCUCGUGCUGUGGAAGCAGUGCCAUGGGAGAGUUCUGUCCUCACACCUGGAUGGCCAUGAUGCUGUCAGGAUGCCCCUGUCCAAACUCCUGGGAAGCACUUCCUAAUGUGCUCAGACCCUUAUCAGUGGUGUAAUUAAGCCUCCAUUAUCUCUGGGGGUGAUGUUUAGAUCAAGGGUCAUCCUGCCCUCUCUGAGCAUGCUUUGACAGGCCCCUUGGUGUGGGUUGGAGGGGCAUUUUUCCUGUUCCCCAGAGUGCUGUACAUUCUUCCCUCUGGCAUGCUCGUCCUCUCCCCAAGGGUCUGGCUGCCACAUGUCCCUCAGUGGAAGGUUCCCCUUCUUGUUUGGAUGACAGCCUCCACCAGGGUCAAACACUACAUCUACUGAUGUCUUUGUUUACAUGCCCUUCUUACAGGGGAGAUUCCUCAAGUUCUGUAAGGUUCCUCUUAAGGUGGAUUUCUUAGUCAUUUUACAUAUAUGUGGUGUAAUCCUUUUUUUUAAAUUCCAUGAGUUUUUAUUGAUGUGCUGCAUAUCCUUUAUGUCCACAGCCUGUUGUGUAGUUGUGUCAAGCUGGGCAGUGUGCUGGGAGCUCUCUCUGCUGAGCGAGGUCUGUGCUGUCCAGCCCGCUGGCAGAGCUUGGGGCCAGGGACGUGUGUGCUCUGUCCCAUCAGCAUAACAGACUGGCCUCUGCCACCUCCCUUGCUGAGGUCCUGCUUGCCCUGCAGGCAGCCUUGCCCCAGGACACCUUGCUGCUCUAUGACCCAUUUUCUGCUCACCACACACCUGCAGCAGGCUUGGGAGGGAAGGGUUGGGGGUCGCUGGCUCCUGAGUGUGUGGGGCUGGGCUGGGAGUGCCAUCGAGCUGGGGUCAGUGUGUGGGGAUGAGCCCACCUGCCGUGGAGCCCUUGCAGUGUCCUGGUGAUGUCCUGCAUCCCCUUCACGUGCUCCAGCAGUGCCCACAGCCUGCAGGUGUAAUGCCCUGCCUGUUCCAACCCAGACAUGACUGCCCCUCAUGCAUUCCUUUGCCCAGGCAUUGUUUCAGUCUCAUUUAUUGCAGCAACAAGAAGCAAAGAUUGCAUUGCUUGCUUCUGAAAUGUAUGACUUGGAUUAUUCAUGGAUUAUUUUCUGUUACAUCCAGCAGAGCAGAUAAGACUUGCUUCACAUUGCAGUACUUAAAUUACUCCCUGAAAUGUUGAUGUUGAAGUAUUUGUUUAAGGUUUUAUCUGUAUUAAGGUCUUACACUGUCUUGGCUCUUCUCUUGUAACAACUCUUCUAGCAAGAAUGUAAUUCCAGUGGCUUACGCUGGCUUGGUUUGGGAUCCUUUAAUAGACAGAACUACUUUCUGUGCAUUUUGCCAUGGACAUUUGUGAAAGGUUAUUUUUAUCAAAUGACAUUUUUUUUCAUGUCAUCAUUCACUGAAGGAGUUUAAACUGGAAGCUGGUGUGUGGGUUUUGAGGUGGUUUUGCUCCUGUGCUGCAUGCCUGACAGACGGGAAUUUGAAGCCAUGUCCAAACCCAUGUUUUAGCUGAACACCAGUUCAACGUUUGUAUCUAGAGCAAGAUAAUGGUCCUUGGAGCUCUCGUUUGGGUAGAAGGGAGAUGGAGGUCCUGGUAUUCCAGCAGCUGAUAAAAGCAAUUGAACCUCUGCAAUCCCAUGAGAUGCCAAUCUCUCUUUCUGCACAUUCUCCAUAAUUCCUGAUGCUAAUUGCUGCCAGCUCCAGCACUCUCUGCUCUCUUUAUGCAGCCAAACUGGAUUUUCUGUCCCUCUGGAAGGGCAGCUCUGUGCACAGGCUCCUUGCUCUGCAGAGGAGUGUGAGCAGGCAGGAGGGGCUGCCCUGACAGCACCCUUGUCUCUGAGCGGGUGGGUGCUGCCCCUCUCUGGUGGGUUUUCCGCUCAGGGGGGCUUGGCUUGGGGUGUCCUCAAAGUGGUUUGACUUACCAGGGUGCACCAGAGUUCGUGUGGGACAUAAGACAUGCACUGGGCAGAACGUGGAAGCGUGAGCCUGUGGGGAGUGCAGUCCUGCUCGUGCCUGUGUCUGUGCCAGAGCCCUUGGGAGCAGCCACUCCUGUCACUCCACACCUCUGCUGUCGGUGUCACACGUCUUCUGCAGUAAAUGAGCUUCCUUGCACAGGAGAGAGUAGAAGGGUGUGGGUCUGGGGGUGUUAAUCAAAGCCUUGUUGCUGUUACAGUCCUGACUCCAUCAGUGAAGUAGGAUAAAUGUUUCUGAAAUGGAGUGUAGGUUAUUGCAGGCCCUACUUAAAGGGAUUUGGGGAAAAAUCAUCAGUCUUCUCUCCUUGCUUUAAAGCAGACUUCUCUCUUGUCCCUUUCAUGUGUAGGAGCUCCUGUCCAUGGUAUUGUGUUGUCCAGCUGCCAGGAUGUGCCAUGGUACCAGGGAACACUCGAGAGAGGGAUCUGCCAAGUCCUAGAUGCCAACACCACCGUGGCUUUGCAAAUGGAUCCUUCAAGCAGCAGUGGCUUGAGGCUAUUCUGGAGCAGCUGCGUGUACAUGGUCAUGUCUUAACGUUCCUGUUGGCCAUCAGAAGCACUCAUGGCUGAGUGGGGGAGGUGGGCUCUGCCAUCUCCCAGAGGCUGCUGCUGCCCAGGGACCUCUGCCUCCCCUGGGUGGUGGCAUGUAGGGCCUGGAAGUCUCACUGGCAUCUGAGUGCGAUGGGAGCAGCUGCUGCCAGGUCUGUCCUGCCCAGCCUGUCUGGGGGUGGCAGGGUCUGGCACCUCCUGCCAAGGUCUUGGAAGUGAAGGUGUGCCUCACGGUGAUGGGAAAUGCCUGGGAAGGGGAGGCCCAGCCGUGGCCCUGCUCCCAGACAGGUGAGCUCCCAGGCAAAGCAGGCAGUGUGUUUCCAGCUGGCUUUGGGUUGGUUUGCCUGUGCCAGCGUGUGACCUGCAUUUCACCCACCUCCCCAGCCUGCCACUCGCUCCUGCUCCUGGAAUUGGCCCCUGGGCGCAGGAGAGCAGCGCCUUCAUUCCAGUGCUCAAUUCCUACAGGAGUCACCUAGAGACUUUUUUUUACCCUUUUUGGGCUGUGUCUUUUGGACAGUGUUUAGUAGUAUUCAAGUUAUAAGCACAUUUUCAAUGACGCGUAUUGAAGAGGCACCUUUUAUUUGUAUUAAUCACAUUUGAUAGACAAUUUGGUGCCUGCAGUUCUCUGUAACUUGUGUCUCACUUUGGGUGUGUAAAUUGUUAACCCUUUCACACUUAUCAAAUACGGAUUAAUAAAAACAAGAUGCUUAGGAUAGAAAGCUAGCAGCUUAAUUGCACUUCUCCCGCUGCAAGUGCCCUCAUCCGCCGUCGCUGCAGGGGUUUUGCUUUCUGAAGCUGACACUUGAGCAUGCCCAGCCAUUUUCCUCGGUGUGAGGCAGCUUGCAUGGCCGUGCUGUCCCCCUGCAUGUCCCUACUAACUAUGCAAGCCUCUAGCCCAGCUGUGGCUCUGGAGCAGUGCUUGGAGCCCGUGCUGGCCUCGGGGCAGCUGCUGCUGGCACACAGGAGCAUGUCCCUGGGUUCUGCUUCCUUUGCACAUCUCUGGCUCUUUCCUUUGCAGGAUUCUGCGUUACUGACAAGGCUGCAGCGUAACCUAAGGUUAGAGGGAUUGGAGCAGGGAGAUGAGAACAAACUGAUUUCUGUUUUGUGUUGUUUUUCCUUUUGUUAGCAGGGCACCCUGCUCGGGGUUCUGUGUGCAGCCUGCUGUUGCAUGCAGUGUGAGGGACUGUGAGCAGGGCUGGGGUGCUGCCCAGGGCUGUGCGGGCACACGGGGCUGCUGUGAGUGUCCUCCUCAGGGGAGCUGUUCCCUGCUGGCCUCCUGCUGCCCAGACUGCCCCUGGGGCUUUGCCCUGCCCUUCUGGGGGAGCCCCUGGGCUGCCUGGCCGUGCUCAGAGUGCUGUGGUGCUGGGGUGUCCUGCGGGGCAGCCCUGCGUGCUGCAUGGCCAGGACGGCUGGCCUGGGCUUCCUGCAGGUCCCAGGGCUCCUCCUGGGUCUUGGCCCUGCAGCUUUGGUGCCCUCCCCUUGGUCAGCUGGCAUGGAGAGGCUGUGGAAACAACAUUCCAAAUAAUUUCACUGUUGGGUGUUCGGUUUUUUUUUUUUGUUUUUUUUUUUUUUAAUUUUAGUUUGGUUUGGGUUUUCUUUAAAUCUUUGUAAUUUGCCUACUAAUCCAAAAGAAUUUGGCAGUAUCUAAUGAUACCUGUGGAGGGAACUGAAAUUUAGUUUUAAUCUGUGGUGAGAUGAAAGUCCUACAUGGUUUUCUCAACAAAAGCAUUGUAAAGCAGUUACUGUUAAGAGCUUUAUUUUGUAAAAGAAAAGCACCUGAAGACUUGUACAAUGUCUGUGUUAGAUCUAAAGGCUUAGGGACUCUAUUUUUUAAGAGGUGAUAGCACUCAAUUUAUCUGCAAAUAGUGUUUUUUAAAAGACACAGAUUAAAACUAAGUGUAACCACCAGUCAUGGCUCACUCAGCCCUGCAGUGCACGCGUGCUGGCCUCAGGCUCGUGUGCCAUUUGUGAGUGCAGUAACCCUUGGGAGGUGCUGCACUGCCGUGGGUAGAGUAACACAAGGGAAUCCAGGCCACCGGUGGCUCUUUACUGUCCUGUGGCCUUCCAAGUAUGAAUUUGUACAGAUCUGCUCACCACCUGUGCCUCACCAUUGGUUAAAAUUGAAUUUUAAGUCCUGUUGCAAAUGCAAUUUCUCUUCUGGACACAAUGUCAGAUUUUACACUGGAAUAUCUACAGUUCUCAAACUGCAUGUCACAUCACUGUACCUGGUACAGGGACGUGGGGCUUUCCCACACCUUUGAUAUUCUCCUCUGUAUUUUAAUGUUUUUGACCUGUACAGUAAUUGGAAAGCAGGCUGUUUACUUGGGGUUGAACAUUGUACCAUAAAUUUUAAAUUAUUUGAGGACAACUGCAUGAGACUGUGUCAAUGCCUUUUAUUAUUUAUUUGUAUGUUUUAUUAUUCGAGGUGUAUGCACUUUUAAUAUGCAGAAUUUAUAUUUUUAUGUUAAAAAUCAUUUUCUUUCAGAAAGAAGAGUUUGAAUAUGAGGAAUUGGAAUUAAGUGCAAAAAGGGGAAUAUGUAAUAAAAUACAAUAAAUUUAUUACUAGGCA
This is a messenger RNA of Haemorhous mexicanus (house finch), 15531 nucleotides long. RefSeq names its product ubiquitin specific peptidase 31 (gene USP31). Bases 6155 to 9640 code for a protein of 1161 amino acids. Lineage: Eukaryota; Metazoa; Chordata; Aves; Passeriformes; Fringillidae. Gene Ontology annotation, biological process: protein deubiquitination. The transcript has 16 exons. Gene Ontology annotation, molecular function: cysteine-type deubiquitinase activity. The record is from RefSeq and is a predicted model, not a curated record.